This is a messenger RNA of Nylanderia fulva, 2512 nucleotides long. Its product is annotated as protein RCC2 homolog. Lineage: Eukaryota; Metazoa; Arthropoda; Insecta; Hymenoptera; Formicidae. Gene Ontology annotation, molecular function: small GTPase binding. Gene Ontology annotation, biological process: negative regulation of GTPase activity. The record is from RefSeq and is a predicted model, not a curated record. Gene Ontology annotation, cellular component: membrane.
GUGCCCGUACUUAUCCGCAGGAGCGUGGUUUUAUUAUGAUUUUUGAGCGCCAGGUGGCCGACGUUUUUGUUGUCGAUUUGCCGCUGUCGGCGGUGCGGCACGGCUCCCUCUCCCUCAGCGCCAUUACAUCGAUAAAUGUCACCGCGGCGGCCGCGAGUGUGAACGCCGUCAAGAGAGAGACCGCCGCCGAGUUUUCUCUUCGCCCGAGUUGCGACCCUCCCCCUUCUCGUCGCUCCACGCUGCCCCGGAGGAAGAACCACGACCGAGAGGAUGUCGACCAAGCGGAAGAGCGUGUCGGGCGGCAAGUCCAAGAACCGUCCCAAGUCGCGCAAAGUCGAGUACGACGAGGAGGACAUUUCGAGCGAGCACGAGUCGGAGGUCGACGACGCUGAGGCCGGCUCCAUCGCCGACGGCGAGGACGCCGUCCCCGAGGACACCCUCGCUGAUGUGUCGAAUAUACCGGAGUUGCCGGCCCCGGAGGGUGGCUGGGGCAAGCCUGGAACAUUGCUCAUGUGUGGCCUUACUAAUUGGGAAAUGGCUGGUCGUAAAGCACCGCCUAAAGGAGUAAAGGCGAAUGUAGGGCGCAGUUUGUGGACGCCACAUACCUUCAAAAACUUGAAUAAUGCAAAAAUACGGCUGAUUGCAUCUGGUCCUGCCGCUUCCCACAGCAUUAUUGUUACCGAGGACGACAAAUGUUUGGCCUUUGGCAGAAAUGAUAAAGGUCAAUUGGGCGUUGGGGAUACGAAACGUCGUGACGAGCCAACCGAGGUCGAAGCCUUAAAGGGACACACAGUCAUAGGGGCAUCAUGCGGUCGCAAUCAUACCUUAUUUUUGACAAGCCGAGGUAUAGUUUUUGCCGCUGGCGACAAUAAACUGGGUCAAUGCGGAGUCGGCAAGAAUGACCCCUGUGUUGUGACCGCCAGCAAGGUGAAGUAUUCCGGACCACCGAUAGUAAAAGUAGGAUGCGGCGCGGAGUUCUCGAUGAUCCUGGACAUCAAGGGCGGCCUGCACUCCUUCGGAUGCCCUGAGUAUGGCGCCCUGGGCCACAAUACGGACGGCAAAUAUUUUGUAACGAAUACCAAGAUGGCAUUUCAUUACGAGAAAGCGCCUAAGCGUAUUGUUUUGUAUGUCGAGAGAGGCAAGGACGGCCACGCGAUACCAUUGGAUCGCGUCGAGAUCACGGACUUUAGCUGCGGUCAUUAUCACACCGUCGCCAUCGACAGCAAGAAUCGCGCCUUCUCCUGGGGAUUCGGCGGGAUCGGCCGCCUGGGCCACAACGAGCAACGCGACGAGUUGGUACCGCGUCUGAUCAAGUUUCUAGAGCCGCCCAGUCGCGGGGUCCGCGCGGUUUAUUGCGGGAGCACGUACAGCAUCGCGAUCAACGUGCACGGAUCCGCCCUAAUGUUCGGUCAGACCAAACGCACGGGCGAGGCCAACAUGUAUCCCAAGCCCAUUCAGGAUUUAUCCGGUUGGGAGAUUCGAUGCGUCGGUUGCUCGCAAACAAGCGUCGUCGUCGCAGCCGAUGAUUCCGUUAUCGCAUGGGGCGCCAGCCCUACAUUCGGAGAAUUGGGUUUCGGUGAAAUGCGAAAGUCAUCGACGACUCCGAUGGAGGUGAAAGCUUUGGAAGGUUUAUACAUUACCGCUGUCACAUGCGGUUUAUCUCAUACGCUUAUGAUCUGCCGAGACGAUACCGAGGAAGAAAGGGCCAAGAUUAAUAAGCUGGAGGUGUACUCUGUUUAAGGUAUGAAAAGUGUAUUUCCUCGUUUGUGUAAACGAGUUUCUAUUCGCACUAUACAGAUGAUCGAAACGAAAGGAAGAGUUGUCGUUUUGAACGAGAUUCACAGCCACCAGGUGUGACCAGUUUUAACGGAGAAUGAUCCAGGAAUGAUAACAGUAGAUCGCCAGAAACGUCCAGGAAAGAUAUAUAGGAUUAGCUAUUACUCUACUUUGUACUUCCAGUUUUUACUUAACGCGCGCGAAUGAAAGUCAAUCUGUGUGUAACAUUUGAGACCCAUUCUGUUAGCAGCUCAGGAUAUAGACCAAACAAGAUAGAUGCAAAAAGAUAUAUUUUGAUACGUUGCUAUUUUAUUGAAGUUUGUCGUAAUUUUCACCAGAAAUAGUGAUCUUUAUGAAGAAGUUGGAGAAGAGAACAUUGGAAAGAGAACGUUAUAGAAUUUAGCAGUGACUGCCUUUAUUUUUAUCGAUUUGCCUUUCUUAAUCGAUUUACAUAUUCAAAUAGUUUAUAUCAUUGAUUCAUCACAGUAGUACCUGAAUCAUUACAUCUGCAGGAAUCGUUUUUACAAAUUAUGUACAAGAAUAAUCUUUGUACAUAAUAAAUGCGAGUGAGCUAUUCUCCAAGUAGAUAAUAUAAUACAAAUCUAUGUGAAUUCUACAUCUUUUAACAUGUAUUUCGUUAAAAUUUAAGGAAAAUAAUUUAAUAAUUUUUUUUAUGUGAAACGUCAUUUAUACGAAGGUACAUGUAUCAUUUAAUAUAUAUUAUAAUAAUAAUGAA